CGUAUUCCGUUAUUAUGCAAGAGCCAGUGCUUAAAUGUUUGCAUGAGAAUCAUUACUCUAAAUAAAUAAUUGGUGUUUGUGUUAAUUCAGAGUGCCAAAAAAUCAGACCAUAUUGUCAGUAAUGUCUAAAAUGCUAUCUGCAUUCAGAACAUCUCCAUGAUCUUCAUGAUUUUACAGACUUUUACAAUUAUAUGCAAGAAGGUUUGAAUACCUACAACAAAAUGCAAAACCUAGCAGAGGAAUUACAAUCCAUAGCCAAACUGAUUACCAUCAUUAUAAAUUAAUUAAGUUUCAACCCAAAGAUCAAUCUUAAAGAUAUAUCCAUUAUAGCAAUAAACAAUCUGAUUAAUAAAAUCAUAAGGGUGAAGGAAGUGGAGAAAACCCUCAAAACCAAUUUGGAAUUGGCAGUGAUACCAUUACAAAAAAUCAAGUAGGACUUUAAGGAAUUAUUACAGAAAAAUAGUAUGAUAUUCAUCAGUAUUUCACAGCUGAGCAAUAAUUGAUCAGAGAGGAGGAGCCUCUCAAAAAGACUCCAGUGAGGUCUAAGAAGCAGAAGAAGGCAGAGAAGGCAUCUUCAAAAGGGUCAUAAGGUAAGAGAUGAGGUGAUUAAAUUUAGUUGUUUAAAAUUAAUAAUAGACAAAAUAAGAGGAAUUUAAACAUCAAGUUGUUUGUAUUAAGCCUAGUAAAUCGAAGGAUGAAAAGAAGUAAUAAUAACAAUAAUAGAUUAUCCACAAUCAAGGGAAAUAUCAAUUCUCAAAUAUUUACAAAAAUAGAGCUAUUAAUGUCAUUUAGCCAGAGAAUUCAGCUGAGGGUUUUGGAUUUUGUGUAUGUGAUUAGGCAAUUUCUAAAUGUGGAACCACUAUCAUCGCAUUUCGAAUAAUAAAGUGCGAUUGGAGAAUUCACAUUGGAGUUUGUGAUAGGGACAUGCUGAUCGAAUCAAAAUAUGAUCCCAAUUUGGCAAAUGUCGGUCAUGGGUAUGUUGUAACAAUGAAUAUGCUAAAGCUCUUAUCUGAUCAAUAAUUAGGGAGAUGUCUUCUCAACGGUCGAGACUGAAAUGAAUGACAAAUCGCUAUCAUUUAAGUUUUACAAUAAAAACAUCAUUACAAUAGAGAUUGAUUUUUAAUAGUAGCAAAUAACUUGGAUCAAAAAACAACCCAAGGAAACCUUUGUAUGAAUUAUUUGUUAUAACAAUAAGACUCUUAAAUUUGACACUCAGAAGGAACUCUACCCGUGUGUCAAACUCUGGGGUUCUUCCAAAGUAGAAUUACUCAAUCCAAUAAUUCUGCAAUGAAUAAUAUUAAAUUUACUAACUGGAAUAAUAAUU
This is a messenger RNA of Paramecium octaurelia, 1324 nucleotides long. NCBI's taxonomy places the organism in Eukaryota, Ciliophora, Oligohymenophorea, Peniculida, Parameciidae. The record is from the annotation of a GenBank genome assembly.